ACAGCUUGCAGCUAGGGGCUCUCCUGGAAGGCAGAUUCACCGAAAGGCAGCAGCAGCUCUCAGGGCAGGCUGCAAAGGCAAGAGCAGCAGUGCUCCCCCGCAGAAGGCAGUGUUUAGAGUUAUGCCCCUACAUUUUCUGAGAGCCUACAGGUUUUCCAGCAGGAACCCAGGGCUUUCAGAGCAAACUGCUGGGGAGAAAGAGUCCAGGCAACCCUAGGCAACUCCUUUGAGAAGUUUUCCCAAACAAAAAAUCUUUCUAAACAGAUUUGGAAAGCUAUUUUGUUUGUAUGGAAGGCUUUGCUUUGCAGCUCCCUGGUGCUACCCAACGCCUCCCUGUCUCCCACCCCCUCCUCACUUUUAAUUUUCAAUCGGAAGGACAAACAAUGACAGCCAUGCAAAGGAAAACCCGAGCUUUGUAGAGCUUUUGCCUGGCGUGGGCACUCUCGCAGGCUGUGUCUGGCUGCUGUUACCCCAGCCUUGGUGCUCCCCGUCGCCAGCUGCCCCUGAGCCGCUCACCCUCACCCAGAGCUGGGCGAUGCUCAGCGAGGGAGAGCAGCCCAGCCAGAGGGACCCAGCACAGAGCCAGGCGCGGGGCGGGCUCUGGCUCCAAUAAUACAUCCCUGCCCAAUGGAAAGCGUUUCCUACAGAGACCCCCAAGGGUUCCCCCUGCCCACAGCCCCUGCACAGACAUUGGGCCCAUUCUUGUGUCCCGUUUCCCAAGACACGACGGCUGCAGCCUUCAGCAGUUUUGUUCCCUCCCCGAACAAAGGAACGGAGAGAGCUGCCGGGAGCUUUGAGUUUUAAAGAUGAACGGCAAACUUUUAGGAGCAAGAGCACGCAGAUCUUCCCUGUGGGACUAGCUCGGCGUUGGCUCCACGCACAAGAAAAGGAUAAAUGGGGGCUGUCAGGGGGGAAUCGGUCCGAAAUCCGCCAAGCGGCUCGGUGCCACGGGCGUGAUCUCAGCCCCGGCCGCUCUGCCCCGAGUAUUGCAAUGAGACAGAAAAUGUGAAAAACUGCACCUUCCAGUUUUCUGAGAGACAGCAGCAGUAACGUUAGCUGCGCCUGAGCUCUGCAGCCCGCACCGGAGAGAGGACGCACCCCCAGCUGUAAGAUGGUUGCCCUCCUCCAGCCUGUGACCUCGUGGCUGGAGCACAAGAGGAGGAAUUAAGGCAAUUUUACCCAAACCUUCAGCCAGAUCCUGGGGAAAGGGAGCAGGAUAGGAAGGAUGAAAGGAUUUGCAAUGAAGACAUGGUAGCAGGGUGUCAAACAACCUUCCUGGAAUGCAUUUCUUCAGGAAGAAAAGAGAUCCCUGCCUUGUUUUAUGGAUGGCACUGAAGUAAACUUUGAAGUUCUUUGGAAGCACAUCACAAACUUGGCAUGGGAAACCACAGCAACAAUCAUACCUGUUUGACAGAUGAUUCCUUCAAGUACAACUUGUAUGGAGCUGUGUACAGUGUGGUCUUCAUCCUUGGUUUAAUUACCAACUGUGCCUCCCUCUUUGUUUUCUGCUGUCGGAUGAAAAUGCGAAGCGAAACGGCCAUUUUCAUGACAAACCUGGCAGUUUCAGACUUGCUGUUUGUGUUCACUUUGCCUUUUAAGAUCUUUUACAAUUUCAACAGGCAUUGGCCUUUCGGAGAUAGCCUGUGCAAGAUUUCUGGUACAGCAUUUCUCACCAACAUCUACGGUAGCAUGCUGUUUCUCACUUGCAUUAGCGUUGACCGUUUCCUCGCUAUCGUCUAUCCAUUCCGAUCUCGUACCAUAAGGACCAGAAGAAAUUCAGCCAUAGUCUGUGCUGGUGUUUGGAUAUUGGUCCUCAGCGGUGGAAUUUCAGCUUCAUUGUUUUCCACAACCAACAUCUCCAACUCCAGCACAACCUGUUUUGAAGGUUUUUCCAAACGUAUCUGGAAAACCUAUUUGUCUAAGAUCACUAUAUUUAUUGAAGUGGUAGGAUUCAUAAUUCCUUUGCUACUCAACCUUACGUGCUCUUCUUUAGUUCUCAGGACUCUCCGGAAACCUGCCACCUUGUCUCAGAUCGGGACAAACAAAGAGAAAGUAUUGAAAAUGAUCAUUGUGCAUGUGGCCAUUUUCGUCGUGUGCUUUGUGCCUUACAAUUCCAUACUCUUCUUGUAUGCCCUUGUGCGGUCCCAAGCGAUAGCAAACUGCUCCUUGGAGAGGUUUGCGAGGACAAUGUACCCAAUCACAUUGUGCAUUGCAACAAUGAACUGCUGCUUUGACCCAUUCAUCUAUUACUUCACAUCAGAAUCUUUCCAGAAAUCUUUCAACAUAAAGACCCAGAUAAAAAUGGAUUCUCUUUUCAAGACUGAGACCCCUCUAACAAAGACUGCACUACCAGCACCACAGGAUGAAAUAAGUGACCAAGCUAUUACAAAUGGGGGAGAUCCAACAUCUGAAUCACAUUUCUAGUGCCAUGUUUACACAUGGAGUUAUCCCCCAUUACUUUUUGAUUAACACCAUGUGUGAACUAGUUCUUUCAGAGCAUAUGGGUUCCUGCAUGGCACUAAUGAAGAAAAGCUACUUGGGGAUAACUAUACAGGUAGACAAAUUGUUAUACUGGGAUUGCCCCACCAGAUGUGACAGGCAAGCAUUACAUAAAAAUCCUGGUGGACCUCUUUGGAGAGCAUGGAUAGCUGACAAAUGCACCAGCUAAGAAAGGAACAGAACAGAUUCCUUAACCUAAUAUGCCAACAUUUGGUAUUUUUUUCCCCCCAGUGGUUAACAUAGGACCAGUUGGGAAAUAUAAAUUUUAUUUUUUCUUAGAGAUCUGUCAAUAUUUCAUGCCUUCUGGAAACGCAUCAUCAUAUGUUAACUCAAUAACUUCACACAAUAUGUAUGUUUGCUUAAAAAGGCAUAAUAAAAGCUUUUGGCUUUUCCUUAUUUCACUAUAAGAGUAUAUAGAUCCUGGCUUUACUAGGUACAGGCAUAUUAAGUUUAUUGUAUGAAAAGGUUUGGAAUGUAAAUAAUUGUUUUGAAAGUAGGCAGAUCAGUUACUUGAUAUAAAAAAGUAAUGAUGAGGUUUUAAAAUAAGUUUCAUUUUUGUAAGAUUAACAUGUCUUGUAAUUUAUUUUAAAUGACAUCUCUAGGGAGAAUUAAAGAGCACAUUACUGCUCUGUUGCACCUGGGUUUUUACAUCCCAGGAGAUUAUGGGACUUAGCCCAUAAAGUCAGCUGAAGGAAAGGGCCUGAAACCCCAGAGUUCUUGCCAGGCCAAGUCUCUUAUAUGGAAAUUGCAUGCAGCUGAAGGGCUGAAGAACCUUGGAGUACUGACCUAACAAAAAAGCAUGUUUGGAUACAGAAAAUUGGUGUCAGCGCAUCCAAUUAACAGAAGAUCUUGUGAUUGCUUGCUGGUUUGCCUUUUUUUUUUUGGCUACACAAUCAACUAAUUAAACUAGGUCUCAAAAUAACUCCAAAAGAAGAGUAAGUAAAAACAAGUUAGUCACACACUUCCUAGUUGCAGCAAUGUUUUCUUGUUUUGCAAUUAAUUUAUUACAUAGCCUGCAUUUCCUUUUAUAGAUAUAGAUUAUAUAAAUAUGUAGAAAGUUAACUGUUGUUGCAUUUUACUAUGUGGUUCAUUUCUCCAGCUGUUGUUUCACAUUUCAAGCUAUACUGACCUUAACAGGCCAAUUCAUUCUCAAGUGUAUGACACAAAUGAGGAAACCAAGUAAACCUGAAAAAGUAUUAAGUUAUUACUUGUUAGAUCAGUAACCUACAUUUUCCACAGUAUAGCAUAACACUACUUCUAGGACUAUAUGGCCAAAAAAGACAAAAUAUUAAUUGAACAGAUGUUUUCCACUCAGCCAUUUAUCUUACUUCCCUCAGAUCAAGUCUCAUGAGAUACUGAGCUACACAAGCAUGAUUACUUCUUAAAGCAAUCAGUUUUUAAGAAGUGUGAAAAGAAUUCAGCUGCAAAGAAAAAUGUUGUUUUAAAAGGGAAUAUUUAUUAAUACAUUCACUUUGAAUUAAAAAAAAAGGUCUUCCCAAACUAGCUUACCAAGCCUAAAACAAGCCCUUGAAGUCACUAUUUAACCCCUAAAUGGCUGCCACUUAUCUACUGCCCCAGCUGUUGGCUCUUACUGCAGAAAAGUAUAUGAUUAACUCAUUAUGUGCAGAGUACUACAGCACCCAAACUAUUCCACCUCAGCUUUGAGUUAUGGUCAUGUUCACUAGAAGCUUGCACACAAGACUUAGGAGCUUUUUGCUGCAUAUCAAACUUAGACAUCACUUUAGAGCAGAAAAGAAAGGUGAAAACAAGCAGAGAUAUUCAAACCCAUUGGUGGAAUAAAACAGAUGUGGCAGGACAAUGGCACAGUUACAAUAAAUUAAUUACAAUAAGUUUGUCAGCAGCUGGGAAAAGUUUACCUCAACUAGAAACAGUGAGCUGUGUUUUUAGAAGCAUCAGUAUUUGCUGAACACCUCUGCUUGUCCUCUUACACUGAAAAACACUGAAAACACAAGACCCCAACAUCUGAUUUUAACUAGCUUUGCUCUCUCAUCUGCCUCCUCCCAAUAUUCCUCACUAAAUCCACCAGCAUGGCCCUGUAAUUCGGCACAGUCAUUUAACCAUGCACUAAGUGAAAGUCCAUGCCAUGCCCCUUUCCUUCCCAUACAGGCCUGAACUAUUUUAAACUUUUAAAGUUUUGUAUUUCCUUUGGCUGAUGAGCCUGUUUCAACACUUGCCAUAAAAUGUAUACAUUUCAGAGAAGCUGUUUCCAUAACUUCAGAUCAAAACGCAGAGCGAGGCGAGGGGCAGGGUUUUCCAUGCACAGCACUGCCUUCUGAGGGCUGGGAGACAUCCCAAGCUGGGCAAGAGGGAUGGGGCACCCAGCCCCACUGCCCCACCAUUGAUGGGUACUUGAAAUUGGCACUGGGUGAGACGAGUGCUCUAUUCACAGGGGUGGGAGAGAGAAAGAAAAACACAGAAUACACUAAAAAGCCGAGGUUACAGUACUGAAGAUUCAUUUCAGCCUUUUGGUAAGAAAAAUACAUGGCACAUGAGUACAUGCUCUUGUCCACAGUGCAAAAAGCCUUCUUUCUUCAGCUUUACAAAGACUAGAAACUUGUUUACAGACUAGCUUGCUCGCAAUAGGCAACCUUUUACAAACUGACUGUUAAUCUUACUUUAAAGCUGCCGCUUCCCACUCGCAAACAAGGAGCAGAAAGCCAGCAUCCCCACGUCACACAGGGGUUAGGAGCUUUGUGGGACGAGACUGUUCUCACCUGGUCAUUCCAGGCUUAGCAAGACAGAACCAGGCCCAGCACCGGAGCUGACAGCAAACAUCUCAUCUGCAAGGAUCCUGGAAGACCUGCCCUGUGCUCCACAGACCUUCCUCUAGCUAAAGCCAGGGGAAAAAAACAUCUAACCUAGAAACCACUGUCUAGCCUUCUUAAGGAAAUGUUAAAAGAGAGGGGGGAAAGAACUGUGUGUGACUGGACAACCUCCAGGCUGUACAUACAUAGCUUGACUGUAAUCUGAGCAUAAUGGUUGUCUUUUUCUAAGUGAAACUAGUGCCAAUGCUUACAAAUUUCUGUUUGCAGUUUUAUGGGGCAAGAGCUGCGGUCGAUACUCUCACAUAAAAUGUAAUACUAUCAUCAUGUGCCAAAAUACUAACUGAAAAGAUUCAUUAUUUUGUAAUUUAAUACCUUAUAAAUUAUAUGGAGAUCAUAUGUUGACUGACACUCACAUCUGGUAGGAUAGUUCUUGACUAAUCUUUUUUCUAGGUCAGGUAUACCAAGUAAAUGCUCUACGGUUUGUGUAUAAAUAACCAAUUAUGCAUUCAGAAAGAGGAAAAGUAAUUUUUCAGAUGCUGGUAAAGCCAGGCUGGGAGGAACGAUGGUGGUAAAUGAAAAGUGGAUUCACAGCUUUUCUGGCUAACAUGCAGCAGUGUUCCUUCUGCUUAACAAAGGGCUAUUGUCAGCAAACAGCACACACCAGAACUAGGAGUUUAGAAGC
Cygnus olor (mute swan) is the source of this 5967-nucleotide messenger RNA. It is a transcript of the gene LPAR4, whose product is annotated as lysophosphatidic acid receptor 4. The transcript has 3 exons. Gene Ontology annotation, biological process: positive regulation of Rho protein signal transduction; phospholipase C-activating G protein-coupled receptor signaling pathway. Gene Ontology annotation, molecular function: lysophosphatidic acid receptor activity. NCBI's taxonomy places the organism in Eukaryota, Metazoa, Chordata, Aves, Anseriformes, Anatidae. The coding region runs from base 1378 to 2424 and encodes 348 amino acids. Gene Ontology annotation, cellular component: membrane. The record is from RefSeq and is a predicted model, not a curated record.